This is a messenger RNA of Cuscuta epithymum, 1607 nucleotides long. Lineage: Eukaryota; Viridiplantae; Streptophyta; Magnoliopsida; Solanales; Convolvulaceae. The record is from the annotation of a GenBank genome assembly.
UCUUUACCUUAUUGUUGACUGAUACUAUAAUAUCGGUAUACUCAUUGUAUAAGAGAGCGACGUGCAAUUGCAAAGGCACAAUAACAAGAACACUUUAUUCUUCUUCUUCUUCGUGUGUUUCUCAUCUGAUAUAUUCCAAAUCUGUCAUAGGCGGAGGUUCGGCGGUUAUAGAGGCGGAGGAGGAGUUGUGACGGUUGCAGAACAAGAGAAUAGCAGAGGCACUGAUACGAGAUGAUUGGGGUAACAGCCAUUGACUUGAGUGAUAGAGCUAUGGAGUUAACAUCAAGUAAUGCUGAAGGAAAGUUGUGUCAUCACCCUUAUUUUCCAGCACCGCAACAGCCUUUGCUAUUUUUCCAUCAAAAUGAAAAUGGUAUACUUUAUAACAUCACAAAGCAGUGUUACUACAAAAUUGACACAUCUUUCAUGGAUAGCAAGUAUGUGAUCAGCGACAGCGCCAAUAGGGAUGGAUGGAUGGUAUUGCAAGAUUGUGACACUCGAGGUGUUGCGCUUGCAAAUCUUUACUCACAUGAGAUGAUCCAGCUCCCGAAAUCAGAACUAUGCAUGUAUCGUCGCCCGGAUCCAGAUUAUGGUUUAUUAAGGCGUAAUUUUGCUUGUAUUUCGUCCAAUCCUCGCGAUCCUAAUUGCUACGUUGUCUUGGUUGAUUAUGACCACACUAUGUCUUUUGACUUCUGCAAAAUUGGAGACACCGAAUUUAAGAUGAAGACAUUAACAUCAUUUGAAGAGGAGAGGUUAGAGUCCAUGACAAAUUUCGAUGGGAAGAUGUAUGGGUUGAUGAACACCACUACAUUGGUACGUAUAGACUUCAAUGGAAAUGAUGUUGAAUUUCAUGAAUUGAUAAAUGAUAAGUUUACUUAUAAGCUGUCAUCAAGAACUAAAUAUGACUUGCGGAUGAGGGGCUAUAUUACUGAAAGUUGUGGUGAAAUCCUACUAGUUGCCAAAAUUUAUCUUGGGCUAACUACAUAUAAUCGCCCCAAUCAUUACCCAAGUUAUUACCCUGUUGAAAAGAUUAGAGUUUUCAAAGCAGAUUUAUGUGCCCGAAAAUGGGUGGAGAUGAAGAGUAUAGGAGAACGUACCAUUUUCCUUGGAUGUCAUGGAGGCAUAUUUUGCAUUAACAGUAAUGACAAGAACUCAGGUUUGAGAGCCAAUUGCAUAUAUUUCUUGGAAGACGACGACAGAAACAUGUAUGUUUUUGAUUUGGAAGAUAAUAGCGUCUCUGUCAACCUUCCUUGCUCUCAUGUCCGUAAGCGGGAAUUGACUUCCCUAUGGAUGCUACGAUAGUAUUAAGUUAAUUCAUGUAGUACACAGUUCAAAUAUUGAUUCUUCUUUUGGCAGAUUUAACUGCAAUUCGAUAAUUAUAUAAUGGAUGGAGCUUCAUAAACUUUAUCAAAAUUUGGUUAAAAUUGAUUACUUUUUUUGGAAGUCUUAUACUGAUAUUCAGAGAGGGAGUAGGUAUCGUUUUUGUAAACUCACAUAUGCAGAGACUAUUUGUCUAUCUUGCCAAAGACAGGGUAUUUGUGUAAUUUCAUAUCCCAUAGUGAAUGAAUCUAUCAUGAAAAUCUCAACUCAAGAUAUUGUUAUUAUCAAAG